Molecule: messenger RNA, 1722 nt
Organism: Notolabrus celidotus (New Zealand spotty)
Lineage: Eukaryota; Metazoa; Chordata; Actinopteri; Labriformes; Labridae
Gene: sox32
Product: SRY-box transcription factor 32
Exons: 2
Coding region: 585-1568 (327 amino acids)
Biological process (GO): anatomical structure morphogenesis; regulation of DNA-templated transcription; cell differentiation
Molecular function (GO): DNA-binding transcription factor activity, RNA polymerase II-specific; RNA polymerase II cis-regulatory region sequence-specific DNA binding
Source: RefSeq, a predicted model, not a curated record
GGCUAUAAUUUGAUUGUCCUAGAUUUUCUUUUUGUCUUUUAAGAGAUCAAGACUGAAACUUGAAUUGUAUCUAGUUAAAGAUUGUCUAACAUGUAAGGGACUAAAAGCAAUCCAAAUUUGGGGAUCCAAAAGAGAGAAAAGACUCAUUGAUGCAUUUACUGUCUCCUGUUUUCUUUCUUAAUCUUUAGUCAUUUUAGACUGUGAUGUUUCUUUAUAAAUAAGAACAUCAGCCUACUUGUUCAUCUCUUAUUCACUGUGGAUGAAUCUGGUUGUGUAUGUUUGAGCUCAAUCUGGAGCUGAAAAGGGUUAUAGACGCCUCUUAAGUUAUAGGCAGUCUAAUAGUUUAAUUGUAGAUUAUUACACACUCAUGACACAUCUUUGUAUCUGAAGUUUCGUGGGGUCGUUGAUAGGGGCGUCAGAUGGGCCUAUCACCGACCCGAGGAAACACCUGAAAUUCACACCUCAAAUCCACUCCUCCCGGCCUCCUAUUGGCGGAGCUUCUAAAUAAAUCCGUCACCAUGCAUCUUCGAGAGGAUGACAACGGCCUGCAGCCGACCUAAAGCAUCAUCACCAUCACCACCACCAUGCGUUUCAGCCACGAACCCGCAGCUUUCCAGCUUUGCGCAAACAGCGCCAUGUUCGACAGUGAGGACUCGGGCUCCGCAGACGGGGAGCAGAUGACGGAGGUGCGCUCCCCGAGUUCAGAGCCCUUAAGCCCGCAGUCUGUCAACUCAGACUCCAGCUGCACGAGCCCCGAAGCCAAGUCCACCUCAGCGCAACAGAGAGUCCGGAGGCCUCUGAACGCCUUCAUCAUCUGGACUAAAGAGGAGCGAAGGAGACUAGCUCAUUUGAACCCAGACCUGGAGAAUACGGAUCUGAGCAAAAUACUAGGUAAGACCUGGAAGGCCAUGUCUCUGGCUGAAAAGCGUCCCUACAUGCAGGAGGCCGAGCGCCUCAGGGUCCAGCACACCAUCGACUACCCCAACUACAAGUACCGUCCCCGCAGGAGGAAGCAGCUGAAGAAGAGCUCCAACAAGCCCCCUGGUGCAGAAUCCUCAGCCUCCCUCCCUUUGCUUUGCAGCUCAGGCCUCACGAUGCCCUACAACCUCUCCUACCUGCUCCAGAAUCAACAGCCAACCUACCCCAGCUCACCUGCUUUCCAUAACACCCCAUCUACAUUCAGCAGCCACACAAACACUCCAGUUUACCCCGACCAAGCAGCAGCUGUAGACACUUUCCAAAACAAACCUGAAAUGUACCCAUCUGUGUACCCAGUGGAACCUCAAGGGUAUUAUGGCAGCCAGAAUGGGUUCAUGCAGUAUGGUUUCCCCAGUCCUGCGGGUCCACAUGUAGAUCAAGGGGACUCCAGGGUCUAUGGAGGUCUGCUGUGCCCGUCUGGACCCUCCCUGGAGUUUUACCUGGAGCAGGUUCAGCUGGACAUGCUGUACGAUCUGGACCGCAGUGAGUUUGAACAAUACCUAGGUCCAAGCGCUCACAGGCCGGACUCUGUGGAUCCCAGCAGCUACACACAGCAUAGCAGCCACAAAGAGGAACACACACUGUCAUAACAGUACUCCAGCAGCUGUAUUUAUUUAAAACAUCUCAGUGUUUCAUUUAAAAUGACUAGUAAAAGUGUACAUUGUGAGUUCAUGCUAAGUUCUUAAAAUAUUGUUGUAAUGUCUUCCAAUUUUAUCAUAAUGCACCAAUAAAUAAUUAAUACAA